AUGUCAGAAGAUUAUGUGGUCGCCACUCAGCAGACCAUCGGCACGCUGAUCACCAAGCCAAAGAUGGCAGACAAGUACUUGAAGAAGCCACCGUUCAGGUUUCUGCAUGACCUUGUCAUGGAGGUCACGCGGACCACCGGCUUUGCACAAGGGUUGUAUAAUACGGAGGAAAGCGAUGCAGAACAGCUCAAAGAAAAGGGCGCCAAGCUUGAUUUCCUCAAUAAGGCCAUCAGUGCGACAUGCUUUGCCCUCGGCGAGACAGUCGACGUCUCCGCCAGCAAGAUCGUGGCUGGGCUUGAGCCAGAAAAGACCAAUGCCUGGCUGGUAAAGCUCCACCAAGCUGCCACCACCUGCGUUGGUGAGAAGUCCGACUCAGCCGUACAGCGUGUGCUGGGCGGUGAGCUGGUGGGCGCCGCCAAGGAAAAGAAGAAGAAGCCGAAAGAGGAAGGUGCGCCUCCCCCUCCGCCUGCAGAGGCUGCCGCAGCCGAGGAGGCUCCUCCUGCACCCUCAGCAGAUGAUGAGGCCAAGAAGGAAGAGGAGCGCAAGAGGCGUGCUGAGAAGAAGAAAAGAGAAGAGGAGAGGAAGCGCAAGGAGGCUGAGGCCGCGGCCGCGGCUGCGGAGCCGCCGCCACCAGAGCCACCAGCUCCUCCGCAAGAUGAUGCCGAAGAGGAGAGGAAGAAGGAGGAGAAGCGACGAAAGGAGGAAGAGCGCAGGCGGCGCAAGGAGGAAGAAAAACGGCGACUGCAGGAGGAAGAGCAGCGCCGUCAAGACGAAGCCGCUGCAGAAGCUGCGCGGGAGGACGAGCGUCGGGCUGCCGAAGAGGCCCAGGCGGCCAUGGCGCCAGCAGCUAUGGCGGAGGAUGGCUUUCAAGAGGCUCCACCUCCCCCUGGUGCCCUCUCAGAGGGUCCUGCUUCGGGGCCUGAUGAGAUAGCUCAGCGAGCUCAGGAGAUGCUUGCUCAACAAAGGGCCGCAGACAAUGGCCGCCCGCGCACAGCCGGCAGAAAGCCUCCAAAGGUUACGUCCAAGGUCACCACCACUGAGCAGUCAACGGCUCCUACGAACGUGCCAGCACCUGUAGUGAUUGCUGAGGGUGCCGGCGGAGAGGAUGAAGAAGACAUGUUCGAAGCUGGUGGUCCUCCACCUGGUGCUCCACCUCCCCCACCGCCUCCGGCGGAUGAUGGAGGCCAACAUGGCGCCCUCGUUAGUGAUCUCCUGGCCGAGAAGCGCAAAGAGGAGGAGCGAGAGAGACUUAAGAAGGAGGAAGAGGAAACUCGAGAGGAGUUUGAUGAUGGCUCCAAAGGCAUCAAGAUGAAACUCCGCCGGAAAAAGGACACCGGCAGCGCCAUUGUGGAAGUGGAUCCAAUCAAACUAGGGGAGGCCAUACAAAGCCUGUGCCAGGCAGCCAACCCCCUUGGCAAAUCCAUCGAUCUGGUACACCAGGACAUUGCCAACAUGGGCAAGGAGCUGGACCAUUGGAAGCAGGAAUACCGUGAGUCGAGUGAAGCCUAUGGCCAACAGCUGAAGAUGACAGAGGACUUGUUGCAGCCGCUUUACCAGAAGAUCGCAGAACUAGAUGACAAGAUUGCAGAGCAGAAGGCAAAAAUACGCAACAGCAGAUCCCGCAUCUCCAAGAAUGACUUGAAGAUACAGCAGCUUUUGGAGUCUGUGGUCAUGGUGAGGUAA
Messenger RNA from Symbiodinium pilosum, 1683 nucleotides. The record is from the annotation of a GenBank genome assembly. NCBI's taxonomy places the organism in Eukaryota, Dinophyceae, Suessiales, Symbiodiniaceae.